Messenger RNA from Gymnodraco acuticeps, 2450 nucleotides. It is a transcript of the gene rnf13, whose product is annotated as ring finger protein 13. Gene Ontology annotation, molecular function: zinc ion binding; ubiquitin protein ligase activity. The record is from RefSeq and is a predicted model, not a curated record. The transcript is spliced from 10 exons. Gene Ontology annotation, biological process: ubiquitin-dependent protein catabolic process; protein ubiquitination; positive regulation of DNA-templated transcription. Lineage: Eukaryota; Metazoa; Chordata; Actinopteri; Perciformes; Bathydraconidae. Gene Ontology annotation, cellular component: cytoplasm; nucleoplasm. Bases 341 to 1489 code for a protein of 382 amino acids.
AUGAAGCGGUGGAUGUGAAGCUAGCGGAGGAGAUUAAACUGUUACGUUUAUGUUCAUAUUUGUUGGCACGCCGUCCAAACGGGAUGAAGUCCAUCCAAAAUCUUCGCUGUUGUGCAUAUGCCUUGACACGACUUACAGUAAAGGAGAGCGAUGUCCCCACCAGCAGCUAAAUUCCUGGACAAGAUAAACCUCCAGGCAGAAAUAAAGGUGUAAGGACAACAGACGGCGGAAAGCGCUUCCACUGCAAGCCGGUGUGUGUGGUCAUUUGUGUGUGUGUUUAUGGUUGUGUAUGUUUAUGAGUGAGUGGCACAGCAGCUGGGGGUUGUAACGUGAUGCCAAGAUGCUGCUGUCUCUGGGAAUGCUGAUGCUGUCGGCCACGCAGAUUUACACCAUCUUCACUGUUCAGCUCUUCGCCUUCCUCAACCUGCUGCCCGUGGGGGCCGACAUCGCUGCUUACUCAUUUGACAACAAGACUGAUAACUUUGAUGACCUGCCUGCACGGUUUGGUUAUCGGCUACCCAGCGAUGGACUGAAGGGCUUCCUGAUUGGUGCACGACCAGAAAAUGCGUGCCAGCCCAUCGAGCCUCCGCCCAGGGACAACCUGACGGGGGCCUUCAUCGUCCUCAUCAAACGCUUCGACUGCAACUUCGACAUCAAGGUCCUUAAUGCCCAGAAAGCCGGGUACAAGGCAGCCAUUGUUCACAAUGUGGACUCUGAUGACUUAAUCAGCAUGGGAUCAAAUGACUUGGAUGUUAUGAAGCAGAUCGAUAUCCCCUCUGUGUUUGUGAGCGAGGUGACGGCCAACUCUCUGAAAGACGACUUCACGUAUGACAAGGGGGGACACGUGGUCCUCAUGCCAGACUUCAGUCUGCCACUGGAAUACUACCUGAUCCCCUUCCUCAUCAUUGUGGGAAUCUGCCUCAUCCUCAUCGUUGUGUUCAUGAUCACCAAGUUUGUCCAGGAUCGACACAGGGCUCGGAGGAGCCGCCUGCGGAAAGAUCAGCUAAAGAAACUUCCCAUCCACAAGUACAAGAAAGGAGACAACUACGAUGUGUGCGCCAUCUGCCUGGACGAAUAUGAAGAAGGGGACAAGCUCCGAGUCUUGCCUUGUUCUCAUGCCUACCACAGCAAGUGUGUGGACCCCUGGCUGACCAAGACCAAGAAGACGUGUCCGGUGUGUAAGCAGAAGGUGGUCCCGUCGCAGGGGGACUCUGACUCGGACUCCGAGGAGGGGGAUAGCGGCCUCGAUGAGAACGAGGAGGUGUCGGAGAGCACCCCCCUGCUGCGCUCCCUGGCCUCCACCAGCGCCCACUCCUUCGGCACCAUGUCGGGGGCCUCUCGCUCCGAGCAGGACCCCGAGUCCUCCGACUACGAGGACGACGAGCUGGACAGCAGCGACAGCGACGACGAGGUCACCGUGGAAACCGUGGUGGUGCAGAUGCAGCAGCCCUGCUCUGAAGACCACGAGCAGGACCUGCCCCAAGCUUGACUGAUUGUUGGCACUAAACCCCCCCUCCCUUCACCCCACAACCUCUCAGCUGCAGAGACAUUGGGUGGGGGGGGUCACAAAACAGAUUCAUCUCUCUUCUGUCACUGCUUACAAGACAUUGUAUCGUAUUGUCCUUACAAAGUUUCAAAUGCAUAUCUACGUUUUUUUUUUACAUGAUUUCAGAUAAAGUGCUGAUGUGUGACAGGAAGUCGGGAGCGGCAGGUUGGUGAUGUACAGUAGACUUUUAUACUGUACUCUUUAGUCAAAGAUGAUAGACGGAUGGAAAAGUCCUAGAAACAUCACGCUUGUUCAGUAAAAGUACUAUGUAUAUAAAAAGUAUAAAUCACAAUAAGUUGCAUCUUAACCUUUGACCAUCUUCUACAUGUUUCAGAUGGAGGUUCAUUACUGUACAUACAUGCUACACUGACACUCCAACAACUGCUAUGCAGCAUCCUUUUUGUAAAAUAAAAAACUACAGAAACAUUUUAAGCCACAGCAAUAUGGUUUUGCCAAUGUAUCUCUAGCCUGAUAUGAGGGAGCCAAGGUGCUCCUGUCUGUUUUGUGCCACGGUUAAUCUGUUACGAAUCACUCUGACAAACUGAAGCCAAACCAGUUUGAGAAACUCGUGGCUAAGAAUGUCUCCAUGUGACGUCACGUUGUGCAGAGACACUCGAGUGGAAACUCACGCUGCCUGUGGGGAACUUCUUCUGGCUGCUGCAGACCUAUCACUCUUAACACGCGCCGUUAUUGGUGGAUAGUCCUGUGACACACAUUUAACUGACCUUAUCUCAUUUGAAGUUUAUAGUAAAUAUGCUUGUUUUUCUUCUCCAUAACAUGGCUUGAUUUUUUUUUGUUUAUAAACCCUGUUGCCUUUUUCAGUUGAUGUCUUGUUAGUGUUUUCCUGCUCAUGUGUCUGUUCUUGAUAUGAAUUCACUUCAAUAAAAUGAAAAUGACACGGAAA